Messenger RNA from Nerophis lumbriciformis (worm pipefish), 1635 nucleotides. NCBI's taxonomy places the organism in Eukaryota, Metazoa, Chordata, Actinopteri, Syngnathiformes, Syngnathidae. The record is from RefSeq and is a predicted model, not a curated record.
AUGGCCAGAUUCACUCAGACUGAAACAAGAAGGCAGCAGCAGCAGCAUCCUCCUCCUCCUCCUCUUCCUCCUCCUCCUCAGCAGCAUCCCGCUCCACACUCCUCCAGCCUGCUCCUCAACGGACCGAGCCCGGCACCACUGCUCCUGAUCCCGCACCACCAGCCCCAGUACCAGCACCAGUACGCCCAGAUCCCACUGCCCAAACCCAUGAACGGCUCGGAACCCAUUUCACUUCAUCCGGAGAGCGGCGCCAUGAAGGACCAGGAUGCCAUUAAGCUGUUUAUCGGGCAGAUACCGCGGAACUUGGAGGAGAAGGACCUGAAGCCUCUCUUUGAACAGUUUGGGAAGAUCCACGAACUGACAGUUCUCAAGGACCGCUACACCGGCAUGCACAAAGGUUGCGCGUUCCUCACCUAUUGCGCCCGAGAGUCCGCCAUCAAAGCCCAGAACGCCCUCCACGAACAGAAAACACUGCCAGGGAUGACUCGCCCCAUCCAGGUUAAGCCAGCUGACAGCGAGAGCCGUGGAGAGGACAGGAAGUUGUUCGUGGGGAUGCUGAAUAAACAACAGACCGAGGAGGACGUCUACCGCCUAUUCGAACCCUACGGAGUCAUCGAGGAGUGCACGGUCCUAAGAGGUCCUGACGGCAACAGCAAAGGUUGCGCCUUUGUCAAGUUCUCCACACACACUGAGGCUCAGUCAGCAAUUGGCGCCCUACAUGGAAGUCAGACAAUGCCAGGAGCCUCCUCCAGCCUGGUGGUCAAGUUCGCCGACACAGACAAAGAGCGCACCAUCAGACGCAUGCAGCAGAUGGUCGGCCAGUUUGGCAUCUUCAACCCCGCCAUCGCCCUUCCCUUCAGCACCUACAGCUCUUACGCACAUGCGCUCAUGCAGCAGCAGGCGGCCAUCAUGGCGGCAAGCCAUGGCGGUUACCUGACGCCGAGUGUGGCUGCCUUUCCCGCCACGCAGAUCCACCAGAUGGGGGCGCUCAACAUCAACAGCCUGCCACCCACCCCCAUGACCCCGGUGUCGGGUGAGUUUCAUCAAGCCUUGGCUGGCCUAAGUUCUCCACCAGCCAACAUCACCACUUCCGCCGUGCCCAGCAUCGUCACUCCCAUCGUCAACGGAUUCACCGGCAUCCCUCAUCAGCCCAACGGACACCCUGCCGUGGAGACGGUCUACACCAAUGGCCUUCCGCCUUACUCCACUCAGAGCCCUACCGCCGCUGACACCCUGCAGCAAGCCUUCACCGGGGUACAGCAAUACACAGCUAUCUACCCGGCCACCACGCUGACUCCCAUUGGUCAGACGCUGCCCCAAGCGCCCCAGGUCAUCCAGCAGCAGCAACAGCAGCAGAGAGAAGGUCCGGAGGGCUGUAACCUGUUCAUCUACCACCUGCCACAGGAGUUUGGGGAUAAUGAACUCAUGCAGAUGUUUCUGCCCUUCGGCACUGUCAUCUCAUCCAAGGUGUUCAUGGACCGGGCGACCAACCAGAGCAAGUGUUUCGGCUUCGUGAGCUUCGAUAACCCCGCCAGUGCGCAAGCAGCUAUUCAAGCCAUGAACGGCUUUCAGAUUGGCAUGAAGAGGUUGAAAGUUCAGCUAAAGAGACCGAAGGAUGCCAGCCGCCCUUACUGA